AUGAUACGCUGCGAGAGCUCAGCCCAGUCCGGAACCCACUACGAGAUCCUCUCCAUAAAAGAAGGCGCCACCUACGACGAAUUACGCUACGGCUACCGAUCUGCAAUCCUCAGCUCCCACCCCGACAAAUCGCAGCAGAACACCACGGAUUACUCUGCCACCGCCGACCGGAAAUUCCUCAGAGACCAGAGAGCAUGGGAGAUCCUGAGUGACUCCCGGUCGCGAGCGGCGUACGACAAUGAGCUCCUGGCGUCGAGACGGCGGCAGGACGCCAGCGUUUCGGGAGACAUCGAUUUGAAUGAUGUGGGGGUUACGGUGAUUGAGGAAAGAGGCGGCGGCGGCGUGGUGUUGGAGCUUUGUUAUAAUUGCCGGUGUGAGGAUUGUUUCUCGGUGGAUUCUUCGGAUUUGGAGAGGAUGGGAUACAAACUGGGAUCGAGAUUAUGUGUGAUUCGAGGACGGCCAAGAAGAUGCUUCGAAGCCAGCGGCAUCGUUGGUUGUUAUACCUUGUGGGUCUUGUUCUCUGCGAGUCCGGCUGACAAUUGA
Linum tenue is the source of this 543-nucleotide messenger RNA. NCBI's taxonomy places the organism in Eukaryota, Viridiplantae, Streptophyta, Magnoliopsida, Malpighiales, Linaceae. The record is from the annotation of a GenBank genome assembly.